AGGAGGGUGCAGAGAAUGGAGCUUCUGGACCCAGCUACCCUGACCUACGACACUCUCCGAUUUGCUGAGUUUGAAGAUUUCCCUGAGACCUCAGAGCCUGUUUGGAUUCUGGGUAGAAAAUACAGCAUCUUCACAGAAAAGGAUGAGAUCUUGGCCGAUGUGGCGUCACGACUUUGGUUCACAUACAGGAAGAACUUCCCAGCCAUUGGGGGCACCGGCCCCACCUCGGACGCAGGCUGGGGCUGCAUGCUGCGGUGUGGACAGAUGAUCUUCGCCCAAGCCCUGGUGUGCAGGCACCUGGGCCGCGAUUGGAGGUGGACCCAGCGGAAGAGGCAGCCUGACAGCUACUUCAGUGUCCUUAAUGCAUUUGUUGACAGGAAGGACAGCUACUACUCCAUUCACCAGAUAGCGCAAAUGGGAGUCGGCGAGGGCAAGUCUGUCGGCCAGUGGUACGGGCCCAACACCGUCGCCCAGGUCCUCAAGAAGCUCGCUGUCUUUGACACAUGGAGCGCCCUGGCUGUGCACAUAGCAAUGGACAACACGGUGGUGAUGGAGGACAUCCGAAAGUUGUGCAGCAGCAGCCUUCCUUGUGCUGGGGCUGCCGCAUUCCCUGCGGAUUCUGAGCGACACUGUAACGGUUUCCCCGCUGGGGCGGAGGUCAGCAGCAGAACCGCUCCGUCGCCGUGGAGACCCCUAGUGCUGCUCAUCCCGCUGCGCCUGGGGCUCACGGACAUCAACUCAGCCUACACGGAGACGCUGAAGCACUGCUUCAUGAUGCCGCAGUCCCUGGGCGUGAUCGGAGGGAAGCCCAACAGCGCCCACUACUUCAUUGGCUACGUCGGCGAGGAGCUCAUCUACCUGGACCCGCACACCACACAGCCCGCCGUGCAGGUCACUGACAGCUGCCUGAUCCCAGACGAGAGCUUCCACUGCCAGCACCCGCCCAGCAGGAUGAACAUCUCAGAGCUAGACCCGUCCAUCGCCGUGGGGUUUUUCUGCAAGACUGAGGACGACUUUAAUGACUGGUGCCAGCAAGUCAAAAAGCUGUCCCUGCUCGGAGGCGCCCUGCCCAUGUUUGAGCUGGUGGAGCAGCAGCCUUCCCACCUGGCCUGCCCUGACGUCCUGAACCUGUCCUUAGAUUCUUCUGAUGUAGAGCGAUUGGAAAGAUUCUUUGACUCAGAAGAUGAAGACUUUGAAAUCUUGUCCCUUUGAAAACCCUGCUUUUGGGGGACGGUCUCACUGGCCCUGCUGGGGCCCCUUCGAGAGCCCAGCCCCACCUCUGGGCGCAUUUCAUCCAUCCAGCCCACCCACCCGCCCGCCGCGCCCAGUGCCAGAGCCCCGAGCUGCCUAUGGACUCGGGGGACUGCGCUGCCCGGAGGCCUGACCUCACGGAGCGCACGGCACGAACGAGAGGCCACCUGCUGGCACCGGGCCGGAGCUUCUGGGAGCAGCGCCGUGUCAGCCCUUGUGCCCGCGACACUGCCAGCCCUGCAUCAGCGCAGCCUCGUCCUGCUUCCUUCUGGGCUGCGAGCCUCAGUUUGCUCUGGAAUCAAGGUCCUGUGUGAAGUUACAACAGACACGCGUUUGUGUGGGGCGUGUCCCAGACCAGUGCAGAAGACACAUGAGAAGCGCUGGCCUCUGACCUGUCGGGGCUGCCUCGGUGGGGAUGGGGUGAAAGGACUGCAGCGGGCGUCUCCUCGCUUUGGGAGAAAGCACGGGUUGGGGGUGCGGGCCAGUCCAGAGAUGUGGCCGGGACUGACGCAGGUGAGGCCCAGAGGGCUGCCGUCCUCCUGCCUCCUUUGCAGGUGUUGGCCAAUGAGACGCCCACGUCUGCUGCUUGCUUGUCGCACCAGCGUCCCCUGGGUGGGAGGAGGGGGUGUGGGGCUCGUCGCCACCCAGAGCCUUCCCCCAUCUCCUGGUCCUCCCAGCCGCCCUUGGUCAGGUCAGCCAGGUUUCUGAUGGUUUGGGGCCAGAGGGUAAAGCCCUCGUUUCUAGGGGGCGAGUCACCUCUAGUGGAGACGCUCCCAGGUCCUCCUCGGCCCCCAUGGACAUCCACACCGCCACCUGUAGCCCUGCUGUCCUGUGCCCAGAGAUGCCGCCCCCACGAAGGGUGGGGCUCGUCCCACCAGGAGGCACAGAGGGGGCCUGGGGAGGUGGCGGCCUCCCCCCAGAGCGCCUUCCUUCAGAGCCCCGCCCCCACCCACCCUGUGUUUGGGCUCCUGCUGCCCCCACAUGUUACCGACUUAAGUUAUUUCCUCUGGCUCCCUUGUCUUCCCCUCGUCCCUCCCUCCUUCCUCUGUCCACUUCCUGCAGAUUCGGGGCAAAGGAGGGCGCUCAGACGGUGUGCAUUCCUUCGGCGCUGUUGGGCCGGGGUCCUGCCGCAGCAUCUGCUGGGGGCACAGACGGUGGCCAUAGGUGACAGCCUGACCGGAGGGGAGCCUGUCUCGUGUGUGUUGGGAAAAGCUUCCUGAAGAGAGUUGUUCGUCCUUAGUUGUGUAGUUUGCGACUCUUAAUGGCAAAUAACAGUUUCAAUAGAAAACAAGUUCACUGUC
Vicugna pacos (alpaca) is the source of this 2552-nucleotide messenger RNA. The record is from RefSeq and is a predicted model, not a curated record. Lineage: Eukaryota; Metazoa; Chordata; Mammalia; Artiodactyla; Camelidae.